This is a messenger RNA of Macrosiphum euphorbiae (potato aphid), 231 nucleotides long. The record is from the annotation of a GenBank genome assembly. NCBI's taxonomy places the organism in Eukaryota, Metazoa, Arthropoda, Insecta, Hemiptera, Aphididae.
AUGGCCUGGAACUGCAAUGGCAUCAGCAAAAAGACACAAGAACUAACAGCAUUUGUAAAACUCUACAACAUCCAUGUAAACCCGCCUUCACCCAAAAACUCAACUCAAAAUUCUAAAUUACCACAUCUACCGUUCCGAUCGUCAACCGCUGCCAAGACAUCCACCAAACGGGGGUACUGCAGUACUAAUCCGCCGUGGAAUUACGCAUUAUCAUGUCAAUGUCUUAACUGA